Molecule: messenger RNA, 2546 nt
Organism: Arabidopsis thaliana (thale cress)
Lineage: Eukaryota; Viridiplantae; Streptophyta; Magnoliopsida; Brassicales; Brassicaceae
Product: jacalin lectin family protein
Exons: 7
Coding region: 126-2363 (745 amino acids)
Molecular function (GO): carbohydrate binding
Source: RefSeq, marked reviewed
GUCUAAAUCUCAGCUUCGUUUCCCAUCUUUUAAUCACCAUCUCUAUCUUCUUUCUCCAGCAUCAUCAGAGAGGAAAGUUUCCUUCAACAUUCAUCAGAGUUCAUAGAGAAUCAAAUCAGUUUGCGAUGGCCCAGAAGUUGGAAGCAAAAGGCGGGAAAGGAGGCAAUCAGUGGGAUGAUUUACUUGACCAUGACAAUAUCGCAAAGAUUCAUGUACAAGGUGGUCAUGAAGGGAUUCAGUACGUCAAGUUUGAUUAUGUUAAGUUUGAUAAUCUCAAGAUUGGUCAACCCAAACUUGGAUCAAUCCAUGGUCUCUCGCGUAAAGGAUUCACGCAAACGUUUGAGAUUGAUCCCACCAGUGAGUAUAUUGUAUCCGUUGAAGGUUACUAUGAUGAAUCUAAGGGUAUUAUUCAAGCACUUAAAUUCAAAACCAACAAGAAGACUUCUGACAUGAUAGGAUACGAUGAAAAUGGUUUGAAGUUCUCACUUGAAGUUAAGGGAAAAGCAAUAAUUGGCUUUCACGGAUUUGCUGACACUAAUCUAAAUUCUCUUGGAGCUUAUUUCGCACCGGCUCCUCCAACUAAAUUUGACUAUCAAGGUGGUUCAGGAGCCCAACUUUGGGAUGAUGGUAGUAACUACAAUGGUGUGAGAAAGGUUUCUUUUUCGUUAGAUGACACCGAGAUAAGGCAAAUCAGGAUUGAAUAUGACAAAAGUGGCUUAGUAGAAAAACGUGAGUACGGAAGUAACGUAGGACGACAAGAGGAGUUUGUGCUGGACUAUCCGACUGAAUACAUCAUAUAUAUGGAGGGUACAUGCGAUAUUGUAAGCGAUACUAGUAAAAACCGUGUGAGGUCGCUGAUGUUCAAAACGUCAAAAGGGAGAACCUCUCCGAUAUUUGGAAAAGUUGCUGCUAGAAAAUUCGUGUUUGAAAGCAAUGGUAGUGCUCUUAUCGGGUUUCAUGGGCGAGCUGCUGCUGCCGUAGAUGCCAUCGGGGCAUAUUUCUCUCCGCUGAUUCUUUCUGCUCCUGCUCCUCCGCCUCCACCUGCCGAGAAACUACAAGCAAAAGGUGGAAACGGAGGCAAUCAGUGGGAUGAUUUAGCUGACCAUGAUCAUGUAACAAAGAUUUAUGUACAAGGUGGUCAGGAAGGUAUACAAUACGUCAAGUUUGAUUAUGUCAAGAAUGGUCAACCACAAAGUGGAUCAGUCCAUGGUCUCUUGGGUAGAGGAUUCACGCAAACGUUUGAGAUUGAUCCAACCAAUGAACAUCUUGUAUCCGUUGAGGGUUACUAUGAUGAAUCUAAGGGUUUGGUUCAAGGGCUUAAAUUCAAAACCAACAAGAAGACUUCUGACAUGAUAGGAUACGAUGAAAAUGGUUUGAAGUUUUCACUUGAAGUUAACGGAAAAAAGAUAAUUGGCUUCCAUGGAUAUGCUCAGACUUAUCUAAACUCUCUUGGAGCUUAUUUCGUAACGGCUCCUCCUACUAAAUUUGACUACCAAGGUGGUUCAGGAGCCCAACUUUGGGAUGACGGUACUAACUACAAUGGUGUGAGAAAGAUUUCCUUUGCGUUAGAUGCCAAUGAGAUAAGGCAAAUCAGGAUUGAUUAUGACAAAGGUGGCUUAAUUGAAAGACGAGAGUACGGGGGUAACGUAGGACGACAAGAGGAGUUUGUGGUCGACUAUCCAAGUGAAUAUAUCAUAUAUAUGGAGGGUACAUGCGAUAUUGUAAGCGAUGCUAGUAAAAACCGUGUGAGGUCGCUGAUGUUCAAAACGUCAAAAGGGAGAACCUCUCCGAUAUUUGGAAAGGUUGCUGCUCGUAAAUUCGUGUUUGAAAGCAAUGGUAGUGCUCUUAUCGGGUUUCAUGGGCGGGCUGCUGCUGCAGUAGAUGCCAUCGGAGCUUAUUUCUCCCGGUUUAUUCUUCCUCCUUCCGCUGAAACACUACAAGCAAAAGGAGGUGAAGGAGGAGAUCCAUGGAGCGAUGGUGUUUUCAACGGUGUGAGGAAUAUAUAUGUAGGACAAGGUGAAAAUGGUGUCAGUGCCGUCAAGUUUGUGUAUGAUAAAGACUCUCAGGUGGCUGAAGGGAAUGAUCAUGGGAAACCAACACUUCUUGGAUACGAGGAGUUCAAGCUUGAAUAUCCGAGUGAAUACAUCACCACGGUGGAAGGUUGUUUUGACAAAAUAUUUGGAAGUGGAGGCGGCGUUAUAACCAUGCUUAAGUUCAAGACCAACAAACGAACCUCUCCGCCGUUUGGACUCGAAACAACAUCAAACUUUGUUCUCGGGAAGGAAGGUUACAAAAUUGUAGGGUUCCACGGAACAUCUAGUCAUGAGCUUCAUCAGCUCGGGGUAUAUGUCAUGCCCAUCUAGUGAUAUUUGCCCAAUCUUAAGUGAGCUACAAGUUUUCUUAUAAAGUAUUGUCUGCUAGUCCUAUGUUAAUUUGUAUUUCGUUCAUUUCUGCAAUGUCAUGUAAUAAAGCAGGAUUUUUUCAAUCCGAUUUAAAGUUUCUUUAUGCAUACACUGGAUGGUGAUCGACUAGUUCCUAUUCAAAAC